This is a messenger RNA of Trichoderma virens Gv29-8, 945 nucleotides long. RefSeq lists its product as uncharacterized. Bases 1 to 945 code for a protein of 314 amino acids. The transcript has a single exon. Lineage: Eukaryota; Fungi; Ascomycota; Sordariomycetes; Hypocreales; Hypocreaceae. Gene Ontology annotation, cellular component: cytoplasm. The record is from RefSeq and is a predicted model, not a curated record.
AUGGCUUCAACACGAUCUAACAUACUUGAUACCAUCGGAAAUACAUCCAUUGUACAGCUUCAUAAUGUUGUCCCAUCAAAUGGAGUACGUAUCCUCUUGAAGAUUGAAAGCAGCAAUCCGACUGGUAGUAUGAAAGAUCGCAUGGCUCUCGCGAUGAUUACUGCUGCCGAAAACGACGGUCGUCUGAAACCAGGCGGUGAUGUCGUUGAAUACACUGGAGGCAGCACUGGAGUAUCACUAGCAUUAGUUUGCUCCGUUAAAAAACAUCCACUUCAUGUGGUGACAUCAGACGCCUUUUCAAAGGAGAAACUUGACCAUAUGAGGCUUCUCGGCGCCAAAUUGACAGUCAUACCAAGUGACAACGGCAAACAAACUGAGAAGCUCACCAAGUAUAUGAUUCGCGAGGCACAUGCUCUGGCCAAAAGAACGGGGGCAUAUAUCACAGCCCAGAUGGAUAAUACCGACCAGAUCUCUGCCUAUACAAAGCUCGCAGAUGAGAUUUAUGAACAAACAGAAGGCCGCAUCGACGUCUUUGUGCAGAGCGUCGGAUCGGGAGCUGCUCUCCGAGGUAUAUCAGAACGCCUCCGACAGCGCGACAAUCGGAUCCGUUUCGUUGCUGUUGAGCCAGCAGAAUCUGCUGUAUUGUCGGGUGGUCCGUCAGGAUCUCACAACAUUGAUGGUAUAGGAGCUGGCUAUGUUGUACCAUUAUGGCACGACGGAAUAGCAGAUGAGUUCCAGGGAGUUUCAACAACCGAAGCGAGGGCCAUGGCAUUUCGGUUAGCCCGUGAAGAAGGGCUAUUCUGCGGGCUUUCAACUGGGGCUAAUGUCACGGCUGCAUUACGUGUAGCAGAACGUCUCAACCCUGGUUCUACAGUUGUGGCCAUUAUGUGUGAUUCAGGUAUGAAGUAUAUGACAGGAUUUUCUCAGCACCUAGAACCGCUAUAG